Molecule: messenger RNA, 6612 nt
Organism: Callithrix jacchus (white-tufted-ear marmoset)
Lineage: Eukaryota; Metazoa; Chordata; Mammalia; Primates; Cebidae
Source: RefSeq, a predicted model, not a curated record
AGGAAACUGAGGCCUAGAUGCAGGGGGCUGCGUUCGUGCCACCGAGCGGGUCCCACGCGGGGACUCCCGGCUGCGCCCCGCGGGCUUGCGCGGUCCCCAAACCCCGGCUCUGCACGCUUCUCAGGAGCGGUCGGAUGGUGUUCUGCGAGUGCCCUGCAGACUUCCCUGUGGUGCCCUCAGAAGUCCGCUCGGACCCUGGUGCGAGGGAAUCACCCCUUCACCCCUUCAUCCCAAAAGGGAAGGAAGGGAUGCCCGUUUCCUGACCGUCUCUCUCUGGAAAGCUGGGACCGCGCACCCGCUUGGCACCCAACUCUCCACGGAGAACUCUGGACGCUAAAUAUUAGAUAAAGACGCACGUCCUUUUUGCAGGAGGAAAGUUGCACCGUUUGUUUUACCAUUGUGCUUCCUAUUGAAAACUGCUUACGGUUUUUUGCUCCAGGUGAGGUCUCCCCGUUAGAACCCUGUGUCCUGUCCUCAAGCAGGUGGCAGGACAGGUGGCCAAGAGCAGGCUGGUUCCGUGGGGCAGCGCUGGCAGAUCCGGUUGGCACGGACUUUCUCCUGCUGCUGCAGUGCGCUUUUCCUCCAGGGCGGGUUAGGUUCAGCCGGUCCCUUCACCGUGGGAGCUUUCUCUUCUGUCAGCCUUUGAUACCUGCGAUGGGGGAACCUGAGGUCCUAACAUGUUACAAACAGACCAUCAUCAAAGAGGGGAUGCUGACCAAACAGAACAAUUCAUUCCAGCGAUCAAAAAGGAGAUACUUUAAGCUACGAGGGCGAACGCUGUACUAUGCCAAAACGGCAAAGUCAAUCAUAUUUGAUGAGGUGGAUCUGACAGAUGCCAGCGUGGCUGAAUCCAGCACCAAAAACGUCAACAACAGUUUUACGGUCAUAACUCCAUGCAGGAAGCUCAUCCUGUGUGCCGACAACAGAAAAGAAAUGGAAGAUUGGAUUGCAGCGUUAAAGACUGUGCAGAACAGGGAGCAGUUUGAGCCCACCCAGUACAGCAUGGACCAUUUCUCAGGGAUGCACAAUUGGUACGCCUGUUCCCACGCGAGGCCGACUUACUGCAACGUGUGUCGUGAGGCUCUGUCUGGGGUCACAUCGCAUGGGCUGUCCUGUGAGGUGUGCAAAUUUAAGGCCCACAAGCGCUGUGCUGUGCGUGCAACCAAUAACUGCAAGUGGACCACGCUCGCCUCGAUUGGGAGGGACAUCAUUGAGGAUGCAGAUGGGAUCGCGAUGCCUCACCAGUGGUUGGAAGGAAACCUGCCUGUGAGUGCCAAGUGUACCGUGUGCGACAAGACGUGUGGCAGCGUGCUGCGCCUGCAGGACUGGCGCUGCCUCUGGUGCAAGGCCAUGGUUCACACAUCAUGUAAAGAAUCCUUGCUGACCAAGUGCCCACUUGGCCUGUGCAAAGUGUCAGUCAUCCCACCCACGGCUCUCAACAGCAUCGACUCUGACGGGUUCUGGAAGGCCAGCUGUCCUCCGUCUUGCACAAGCCCACUACUGGUCUUCGUCAAUUCAAAAAGUGGGGACAACCAGGGUGUGAAGUUCCUCAGAAGAUUCAAACAGCUGCUGAACCCUGCCCAGGUCUUCGACCUCAUGAAUGGAGGCCCACACCUCGGCUUACGGUUGUUCCAGAAGUUUGACACAUUCCGGAUUCUGGUUUGUGGCGGGGACGGAAGUGUUGGCUGGGUCCUGUCCGAAAUUGACAGCCUCAACCUUCAUAAACAGUGUCAGCUGGGAGUGCUGCCGCUUGGCACGGGGAACGACCUGGCCCGAGUGCUGGGCUGGGGCUCGGCCUGCGAUGAUGACACCCAGCUCCCCCAGAUCUUGGAGAAGUUAGAGAGAGCCAGCACCAAGAUGCUGGACAGGUGGAGCGUCAUGGCGUAUGAGGCCAAGCUCCCCCGGCAGGCCUCCUCCUCCACCGUCACCGAAGACUUCAGCGAGGAUUCCGAGGUGCAGCAGAUUCUCUUCUAUGAAGACUCGGUUGCAGCCCACCUUUCUAAAAUCCUCACCUCGGACCAGCACUCGGUGGUCAUCUCCUCGGCUAAAGUGCUCUGUGAGACGGUGAAGGACUUUGUGGCCCGGGUGGGGAAGGCCUAUGAGAAGACGACUGAGAGCUCGGAGGAGUCAGAGGUCAUGGCCAAGAAGUGCUCUGUCCUGAAAGAGAAGCUGGAUUCCCUUCUCAAGACCUUGGAUGAUGAGUCCCAGGCCUCGUCCUCUCUGCCCAACCCACCCCCAACCAUUGCUGAGGAGGCUGAAGAUGGAGAUGGGUCAGGCAGCAUCUGUGGCUCCACCGGGGACCGCCUGGUGGCAUCGGCCUGCCCAGCCCGGCCGCAGAUAUUCCGGCCUCGAGAACAGCUCAUGCUGAGAGCAAACAGCCUGAAGAAGGCGAUUCGUCAGAUCAUAGAACACACAGAAAAAGCUGUCGAUGAGCAGAAUGCCCAGACCCAGGAGCAGGAGGGCUUUGUCCUGGGCCUCUCUGAGUCAGAGGAGAAGAUGGACCACCAAGUGUGCCCACCACUGUCGCACAGCGAGAGCUUCGGGGUCCCCAGGGGGAGGAGCCAGCGCAAAGUGUUGAAAUCCCCGUGUGAGAAGCUGAUCAGCAAAGGAAGUCUGCCUCUGGGCAGUUCAGCUUCCCUUCCACCCCAGCCGGGAAGCCGGGACAGCCUGCCUGCCCUCAACACCAAGAUCCUGUACCCAAAUGUCCGGGCUGGAAUGUCUGGUUCCUUACCUGGUGGCUCAGUCAUCAGUCGCCUGUUAAUUAAUGCCGAUCCCUUUAACUCCGAACCGGAAACCCUAGAGUACUAUACAGAGAAGUGUGUCAUGAACAACUAUUUUGGCAUCGGCCUGGAUGCGAAGAUAUCCCUGGACUUCAACAACAAGCGGGAUGAGCACCCAGAGAAGUGCAGGAGCCGAACCAAGAACAUGAUGUGGUACGGAGUUCUUGGAACCAAAGAGCUGCUGCACAGAACCUACAAGAACCUGGAGCAAAAGGUCUUGCUGGAGUGUGACGGGCGACCCAUCCCCCUCCCCAGUCUUCAGGGUAUUGCUGUCCUUAACAUCCCCAGCUAUGCAGGAGGAACCAACUUCUGGGGUGGCACCAAGGAGGAUGACACUUUCACAGCUCCGUCAUUUGAUGACAAGAUUCUGGAGGUGGUUGCUGUAUUCGGCAGCAUGCAGAUGGCCGUCUCUCGAGUCAUCAGGCUGCAGCAUCACCGGAUCGCCCAGUGUCGCACAGUGAAGAUCUCCAUCCUUGGGGAUGAGGGCGUGCCUGUGCAGGUGGAUGGAGAGGCCUGGGUCCAGCCGCCAGGGUACAUUCGGAUUGUUCACAAGAACCGGGCACAGACGCUGACCAGAGACAGGGCAUUUGAGAACACCCUGAAGUCCUGGGAAGACAAGCAGAAGUGCGAGCUGCCCCGCCCUCCAUCCUGUUCCCUGCACCCGGAGAUGCUGUCCGAGGAGGAGGCCACCCAGAUGGACCAGUUUGGGCAGGCGGCGGGGGUCCUCAUUCACAGUAUCCGAGAAAUAGCUCAGUCUCACCGAGACGUGGAGCAGGAACUUGCCCACGCCGUCAAUGCCAGCUCCAAGUCCAUGGACCGUGUGUAUGGCAAGCCCAGAACCACAGAGGGGCUGAACUGCAGCUUUGUCCUGGAAAUGGUGAAUAACUUCAGAGCUCUACGCAGUGAGACGGAGCUGCUGCUGGCUGGGAAGAUGGCCCUGCAGCUGGAUCCGCCUCAGAAGGAGCAGCUGGGGAGUGCUCUUGCCGAGAUGGACCGGCAGCUCAGGAGGCUGGCGGAUACCCCCUGGUUCUGCCAGCCCACAGAGCCUGGUGACGAAGAGAGUGUGAUGCUGGAUCUUGCCAAGCGCAGUCGCAGUGGUAAAUUCCGCCUCGUGACCAAGUUUAAAAAGGAGAAAAACAACAAGAACAAAGAAGCUCACAGUAGCCUGGGAGGCCCGGUUCACCUCUGGGGGACAGAGGAGGUUGCUGCCUGGCUGGAGCACCUCAGUCUCUGUGAGUAUAAGGACAUCUUCACGCGGCACGACAUCCGGGGCUCUGAGCUCCUGCACCUGGAGCGGAGGGACCUCAAGGACCUGGGCGUGACCAAGGUUGGCCACAUGAAGAGGAUCCUGUGUGGCAUCAAGGAGCUGAGCCGCAGCGCCCCCGCCGCCGAGGCCUAGCCUCCGCCCUCUCAGCCUGCAGCCUCUGCGCCUCCCACCACUGAGGCCCUGGGUGGACGCUGCAGCCCUCCCCCUUCUCAUGGUGCUACUUCCGCUGUCAGCUACAGAAAGCCUCCGUGACACUGUCCACCAGAGCUCUGGAGUCUUGAACAUAACAACACAGCUACCUUUGAAAUGACACCUUCUCCAGCUCAGUCAUCUGGGGGACAUGUGUCACGGCCACUCAGCUCUCGCCCACCUGUGUUGUGGUCCAGGGAAUCCGGCAGUGUCUGGCCUCUCGGGCACCGCUUGCCUGGCCUUGGAUUGUCCCAGGGGCUCCCUUCCAUGUGUCCUUCGUGGCCGCACUGUGUGGCUCUGCCUUCUGGCCCCGGGGUUCUCAGAAACGUGGCUGGGGCCCAGCCGCCCUGUGGCUUCACAGCAGCCUGCAUGGCCCCGUUUGUUGAUGCAGCUUUUGUUGUUGAACAAAAGCCGUGCUCUUUCCUGGUUUGAAAGUAGCCUGGGUGUUUGAUAUAAUUUGACACGAUGAGAAAAAACCCUUCCCGUGUGAGCCAAGGCAGUGGGUGCAGCUUCCCAGGCCAGGAGCCCCUCCCUGGGUCCGCAGAGUCUGCGCGCCUCCCUCCACCCCUCCCCCGCUGCCUCUGAGCUGUGGGCUGGGGACACCUCCCCUUCUGUCUCUGGACAUUGUAGGCUUUGAGUCCAGCUUGGGGCCACGAGUGAGAUCGCCGGCUGCAUCCUGCAGAGGACGUGUGUCCACAUGAGUUCAGUGUUUUUGUGUGGAAAACGCUUGCUGGCUCUGGGAAACUCUUUCUGCCCAUUAUGUGGUUCCCAGGGACUGUGGCCCUGGUGGGCCGGGAUGGUUUGAGCUCUUCACCCCGUCCUGAGUGUCUCUGCCCCUGCAGUGGCUUCUUCUGCUGCUGGGCCUGGUGUCGCUGGAGAUGCUGGCCGGGACUCUGACUCGAUGGUCCACACUGCUCCUGCCCUGCCUCUGUCCUGCCUCUGAACCAGCAGAUGACGGUGCCAGAGGGCAGGAAGCUCCCCUGGGGAGACUGCGGGGCCAGUCCCUAGGCAGAGGACGCCCCUGGUCCUCCUGCGCGUGACUUUGCCCCUUUCCCCUUUGAUAGUCAUCUCUCACAGGGGCUCGUAAAUGUCUGGAAAGAGGUUUCUGGAACCCCAACCCUGGUAUGAGGAGGAAAUAGCUCUGGCCUGGCUGCCUGGCUGCCUCAAAGAGAAGGACAGUGUUGGGAGUGUCUGCCGGCGCCGUCCAGCCCUUUAGUCAGCGUGGCUCCAUCUGCUGUGCGGAAGCAGGGCUACACCUGCAGGGGCAGCUUGGACGGGGCUGGUUUGCGGCAGCCCCUGGCCCUGAACAGGUAGCAGUGAACAGCGCCUGGCCCCACCUCUCGCAGCCCUCUGUCCCCUCUGCAAUGCCCCUGGGGGGGGCCCUCCAAGUGCCUUGGGGUGCUCCCCUCUGUGGUCCUUCUGGGCUGAGGCCCCUGGAGUGUGCAGGCUGAGCCGGGUCUUGGGUUCCCCCAGCGCAGCCUCCUGUCGCUGCGUGCAUAAUGUUAAGAUUUUGGGUUGAAACUGUCCCAUGCUGUCGGUGGACUUAGCUGCUCAUUGGAAGUGAUGUGGGGUGGAAGGUGGUUGUGUGUCACCGUUUGCACCUGUGAUUGUUUCUGCACAGGACAUUGUAGAUGGAGGUAGGCAGAGGGAGAAAGAAGCUGGCCAUGGCAGUCGCUUGGUUUCCCAGGUGGAACGGGCUGGCAUAGGGGAUGAUGGCAACCUGGCCUGCAGUCCCUGUGUGACCAUUGGCCCUGCUGGCCUGGUGGUGUCGGCACCCUGGGGCUCUUAGGGUCCCAGAACAAGCCCCAGAACAAGCUGGAACUCUGGUGAGGAGGGGACAUGAGGAGAAGCAGCCGACUGUGGCUUCAGGGACAUCAGGGCCACCCCAAGUCCUCAGUGUCCUCCUGGCAAGGAGUUGGGUUUGGGUUAAAAGUGUUUAAUAUGUUGUCAGUGAUUAAAACAACACUGUUUACAUAAAAACCAUUUUUCUAAUUCUAACAAGUUAGAAGUGAGAAAGGAAUGAAUGGGAAUGUUUAGGGAAUGGCCCUUUGCUGCUGGGCUGGCGUCCCGCAUUGGGGUGUCCUUGCUGCCCUGGAGGCUGCUCUGCUGCCCUGGCCGAGGUCCCCUUGUGGCGUGGCCACACGGGCCUCACAGUCUGCUGUGCAGAGGAAGGCAGGAAGGAUCCCUGAAGCGUCUUGGAGAAAAGGUUCUGUGCCCUCAGGUGGGGCUUACCCCCCCUCGUAUUUAUAAUCUUAAUUUAUAUAGAGACCACCGUGGAAACACAUGCCUCUUGUAUUGUUAUGUACAUAGUCCAUGCCUGAGUGCUGUACAGAAGUUGUUCUGUGUAUAAAUAAAACGAGCCUGUUUUUGAUCUUC